GAAAUACGGGUGCGGAACGAAUAACGGCCCCCCGAGGACGCUUGCUCUGGCUUGAGCAUGUUAUUGAUCCUUGUCAUGUUUGAGAUUGAUGCUAAAUAAAUGAAAAUAAAUCCAGAGCGUUGACGAAAAACUGAAGAUAAUAAGAAUACAUUCACCUUUGCGGAGCAGUCAGAUGUUCUACCAAGUCAGAGACAAGGGCACAAGACCACUAUGUACCAAGCGUGGGUCAUCAUCAACCAUCAAGAAAACUAUGUCCUGACUGGGAAUUGCACCUGUAUGGCGGGGUUCCUGAAGGCCAUGAGCGCCUUGUCUGCGGCCAGCGCUGUUCUGAUCUGGAGCCAGUGCUGGUGACAGGGACAUGGGCCUCUUCCUCAGGGCUUCCAGCACGCUCAGCACAAGCGACGACCUGGUCCACAGCGCCACUGAAAGGGACGCCAGGGCGGCGCCACCACAGGCCCAGCACGCAGCAGAACAUUGGGUCCCAAGCUCCUGGUAAACGCUCCACGUAGCCUUCUCUAAUGAGGAUGUCUGAUACUGUCACUGUAAAGGAGACGAGCGAAACCAUGAGAGGUCUGGAGGCUGAAGAAACCAACUCCGCGCCACGGGGCGACUGCCUCAGCAAGUCCGAGAGCCGGGAGCACGUAGAGCCUGACGGGGACGAGAACUGCUGCAACGAUAAGAGCGAGACGCAGUCUAACGCAAAGUUAAAGUUAGUUCGGAGCCUGGCCAUUUGUGAAGAACCCUCUCCUCCCCCAAUUACCUCUGAACUGCUGCCAGAACAUCAGGACGAGAUUCAGAUCAAACUUUCUCAAUCAUUCGACAAAGACGAUAUUCCAGUCAGUAAAAACGAAGAUGACCGAGAGAAAAGUGCGGAAAAAUUGGAGAACAUGCAGCACAAGAUGCUGUCAAGAGAUUCCAGUCAAGAAUACACCGACUCCACUGGCAUUGAUCUGCACGAGUUCUUGGUUAACACACUGAAAAACAACCCCAGGGACCGAAUGAUGCUGCUGAAGCUGGAACAAGACAUCCUCGACUUCAUCAGUAACAAUGAGAGCCUGAGAAGAAAGUUCCCCCCCAUGACCUCCUACCACAGAAUGCUCCUGCACCGAGUAGCUGCUUACUUUGGCUUAGACCACAACGUCGACCAAACCGGGAAAUGCGUGAUCAUCAACAAAACUAGCAAUACAAGAAUACCAGAUCAGAAGUUCUCCGAACACAUCAAAGACGACAAGACGGACGAUUUCCAGAAGCGUUACAUUUUAAAGAGAGACAACUCCAGCAUGGACAAAGACGACAGCUUGAUGCGGAUGAGGUUAAAGGAUGACAGGAGGAGUAAAUCAAUAGAAGAGCGCGAAGAGGAGUAUCAGCGGGCGAGAGAGAGAAUAUUUGCUGACGGUUUGGACACUUUCCCGCUUGAUAAAAGGAUCCAGGAGGACGACGUUUGCAACACGACGCAGCAGAGGCGGCAGGUUUUCAGGCUGAAACAUGGCCGCUCGGGGAAUGGGACCAGCCGCCAGAGCAGCUCGGAGACCGAAGCCCGUUCCUCUGAGCCGCGGCCGUGGAGCAGCACCGACUCGGACAGCUCGAACCGCAACCUGAAGCCAGUCAUAACGAAGGCGAGCAGCUUCAGCGGCAUCUCGCUGCUCAUCCGCGGAGACAGCUCCAGCAGUGGCAAGAGUGCCUCACGUCUGUCUAAAACGGGUUCUGACUCUUCUAGUAGCGUAGGUUCAUCUACGGGCUCGCUCUCUCGCUCUCUGCCUCCCCCUCCUGUGGCCUCAUCCCUAAUCCAGCCGGGCCACGCUGCGCCCUUGGCCUAUCCUACCAUCAGCACUAGUAGCAGUGUGUCCUGUGAGGGUGGCAGGAGCGGGGCGCCAACAACCGCAGCUAACGCUAGCUACUAUUUGCUUCCCCUGGAAGCGGCGGGAAUACCGCCCGGGAGCAUCCUGCUCAACCCGCACACAGGUCAGCCUUUUGUGAACCCGGAAGGCAGCGCCGUGGUCUUUAGCCCCAGCGUGGCUCCUCAGGCUUCCAGGCCCCAGCAGCCUUUGCCUCCUCCUCCUCCCCCUCCUCCUCCUCCGCCACCUCUACCUCCCGGCCCCCACCAGCAUCAGUCCACCAAUCAUGUCAUGUCUCAGCCCCUCUGGCCUGUCCAGCCUUCCGCUCAGCCUGUGCAGUACUCGGCGGUGUCUUACCCACCACAGCUCCUCUCCGUCUCCCCUAACCAACAGUACACUGUGCAAGACAACCUGAGCACUCAGUUCAGCCACAUGAGCUUAGCGCGGCAGCCGUCAGGCGAGGCCCGUGAUGCCCACACUGCCAUGUAUCCGUCCUCCGUGGUGCUCCAGGCUCCUCCCCCUCCCCCUCAGCAGCCCGGCUACAUGGUGCCCACGCCCGGGCAGAACAUGCCAACCCCAACCUACUCCACUCCUGCGCCAGGCCCAGUGCCCGUCAACCAGCCGGUGAUGCAGCAGCAGGGAUACAUGCAGCAGCCUAUGCAGCAGCAGAUGCCGUGUUACUGCGCACCAGGCCAGUACCCUCUGUCCGGCCAGCAGUAUCGGCCAGUUGGCACGGUGCAGUACAAUAGCCCUCAGAGCCAGCCGAUGCCCCCACCCCCUCCUGCUCCUACCCAACAGCCAGGUUACCAAACUGUGAUGCCAAAUCAGCAGCCGAGCUACCAGAGCGUGGUGCAGCAGCCGCCGAGUCAAACCCUGGUCAGUGGCCAACAUAGCAAUAUGGGAAAUCAAAUGCAAGGCAUGAUGGUCCAGUAUCCCUCAGUGCCAUCUUAUCAGGUAUCCAUGCCUCAAGGAUCCCAGCAGACAUAUCAGCAGCCAGUCAUUAUUCCCAGCCAGUCGAGCCAUGCUUCCAGCAUUCAGGUCUACUACAGUGUUAUACCACCAAAUCAACAGAACACCAUGAGCUCCGCAGUGGGAUUCCUACCCCCUCCAGGCACGGAGCAGAUGCCAUUCCCUCGCACGUCCUCCCCCUGCAGUUCCCAACAGAUUCCCGCCCAGCAGUGCUCAGGCGUACCUCCUCCACCCCCAGGUAGUGGCAUGGUGAUGAUGCAGCUCACAUUACCUCCAGGUCAGCAGCCACGGCCGCACUCGCCUCCACAGUGGAAACACAACAAGUACCACAGCCUGGACCAUCAACGCAGCCAGAAAUCCACCGACAUCUCCACUCUGGACGGUUCCCAAAGCAGCACUCAGCUCGGCAGCCCGUCCACAUCCCCAGCACAGUCACCCACUCCGUCCCACAUAACGAACGUCAAGAACGUCCGGCCCGGCCUCACUUCUCUUCCCAUCAUGCCUCAGUUCUCCAGAUCCAUUGUCCCAGGGCAAGGUGAUGCACGGUACCCUCUCCUCGGUCAACCUCUUCAGUACAACCCUCAGAUCCGCCCUCCUUUGCUCCACGCGCCCUCGAUGGUCACCAAUCACCAGGGUCCGGUGGGGAUUCGGCAUGGCGGUCGAGGCAGGAAGGGGCCCAGGAAGGCGCUCUCGACAGAUCUCAGUUGAGUAGAUGGCCAUGGGCGGUGACAGAGCUGCCCGAGGGUGUCAGUCAUGCACAGGCCGACCACCUGCAGGGGAAACUGUGCAGGGUGGGCCCCGUACGUACAGCGCCCGUACCUAGCCUCGUCCUCUGAGCCAGCCCCCACCUACACCAUCCUGUCCACAGUCCCCUCGAGGCAUAGUGUCCCAAGGGGCAAAAGACCUGCCACAGUGCCUGCCUGGCACCCUUCAGUCUCCCCCUCAGCAGAAGACGGUGAGCGGCGUGGCCUGGAGCGGAGAGGGCCGACUCUCAGCGAGAGCGUUAACUGUAACUGACCCCUACCAUGACCCUACAGCACCAGCACCCCCUGCUUUACUCAUCCUCACCCUCACCUUGUCCUCCUUUCUGACUCCGAGUUGCCCAGUUUUGUUUUGGUUUUAAAAAAAGAAUGUUCUUUUCCUCCCACACGUCUACACACAUUCGGGUUAUAGACGCUUGCAGGGGGGUGAGAGAUGUCUUUCUGAUGCUUUUGGGAAAAGGAAAACGAACUUCAGUUCAGACAUAUAAUGUCCUUUCUAUAUUUAAUUAACUGUAACAUAUCAAAGGGCAACCUGUAUUUGGGUUUUUUUUUUUUGUCUCUUUCUACUUUUUUUUUUUUUUAAUUUUAUCUCUCUCCCUUUUUAAAAAAAAAAAAAACUGUCAUCAGUCCAACGAUGUUUUUCCCAGUCCGACGCCGUUGAUCACAUUCACCCCUGUCUGAGGCCCUCCUGGUGCACAGCUGCCCCUCCGUCCCAGCCAUCACCCCCUCGGUGUGGUCAGAUCAUGGAGUCACCUGUGUGCCACGCAGUGGGUCUCAUGUUGUGCCUUCGAUCAGAGGCCGACUUUGCUUUUCUCCGAGAAAGGAAAACGAAGACGCCUCAGUGUCUAGUGUAAAAUGACGACCCACGCAUUGUUUUGUAAAUAAUUUUAUAUAGUAGCUGAAUAAUUCAAUCGUUUUCCUUUCCAUUGAACGUUGGGAUUAGGCACAGGCUGUUUGGUUUUUUUUUUUUUGUGGACAUCCCUCAAUUUUAACUUUAUUUAAGUUGUCACUGCAAAUCGUCCACUCCUCCUCACCGCUAUUUUAAUAAUCCUCAUCUCAAAUGGUUCUACUCCACCUGUCUCAGAUUCUCUUCCUCCUUGUCAGAAGUUUUGAUUUUCAAAAUAAAUCUUUAAAAAAAAAAAAAAAAAAUUAUAUACUGGGUCACUGGAAAAAAAAAAAAACCAACACAAUUUGCACAUUUAUACAAUUCGCUAUAUAAAUAUAUAUAAAUAAAUAAAUAAAUAUAUUUUUCUUUUAUUUCUCAAAGAAAAUGUGUGGAUCCUGAAAGGUUGUUCAAUGUUUACUGGUGUCAUUUUUAUUUCAGUUUGAAAACCAAUAAAUGUUUACACCAAAUGA
Neoarius graeffei (lesser salmon catfish) is the source of this 4921-nucleotide messenger RNA. RefSeq names its product R3H domain-containing protein 1-like. Gene Ontology annotation, molecular function: nucleic acid binding. The transcript is spliced from 27 exons. Lineage: Eukaryota; Metazoa; Chordata; Actinopteri; Siluriformes; Ariidae. The coding region runs from base 519 to 3512 and encodes 997 amino acids. The record is from RefSeq and is a predicted model, not a curated record.